AUGUGGAAAGCUUGUCGACGUGAACUCAAAUCAAACCUGAAGAAGAAGUUCCAGUGUUUGUUUGAGGGUGUGGCUAAAGCAGGAAACCCCACCCUUCUGAAUGAGAUCUUCACAGAGCUCUACAUCACAGAGGGAGGGAAUGGAGAGGUCAAUGAAGAACAUGAGGUCAGACAGAUUGAAAGAGCUUCCUGGAAACCAGACAGACCAGAAACAUCCAUCAGACAAGAAGACAUAUUUAAAGCCUCAGCUGGAAGAGACGGACCAAUCAGAAGAGUGAUGACAAAGGGCGUGGCUGGCAUUGGGAAAACAGUGUUAACACAGAAGUUCACUCUGGACUGGGCUGAAGACAAAAGCAACCAGGACAUACAGUUCAUGUUUCCCUUCACCUUCAGAGAGCUGAAUGUGCUGAAAGAGAAGAAGUUCAGUUUGGUGGAACUCAUCCAUCACUUCUUCACUGAAACCAAAGAAGUAGGAAUCUGCAGGUUUGAAGACUUUAAGGUGGUCUUCAUCUUUGAUGGUCUGGACGAGUGUCGACUUCCUCUGGACUUCCACAACACUGAGAUCCUGACUGACGUCACAGCGUCCACCUCAGUGGACGUGCUGCUGACAAACCUCAUCAGGGGGAAACUGCUUCCCUCUGCUCGCCUCUGGAUAACCACACGACCUGCAGCAGCCAAUCAGAUCCCUCCUGACUGUGUGGACAUGGUGACAGAGGUCAGAGGGUUCACGGACCCACAGAAGGAGGACUACUUCAGGAAGAGGUUCAGAGAUGGGGAGCAGGCCAGGAGGAUCAUCUUCCACAUCCAGACAUCACAAAGCCUCCACAUCAUGUGCCACAUCCCAGUCUUCUGCUGGAUCACUGCAAAGGUUCUGGAGAACAUGCUGAAAACCAGAGAUGGAGGAAAACUGCCCAAGACCCUGACUGAGAUGUACAUCCACUUCCUGGUGGUUCAGUCCAAAGUGAAGAAGGUCAAAUAUGAUGGAGGAGCUGAGACAGAUCCACACUGGACUCCAGAGAACAGGAAGAUGAUUGAGUCUCUGGGGAAACUGGCUUUUGAGCAGCUGCAGAAGGGAAACCUGAUCUUCUAUGAAUCAGACCUGACAGAGUGUGGCAUCGAUAUCACAGCAGCUUCAGUUUACUCAGGUGUCUUCACUCAGAUCUUUAAAGAGGAGAGAGGCCUGUACCAGGACAAGGUCUUCUGCUUUGUCCAUCUGAGUGUUCAGGAGUUUCUGGCUGCUCUUCAUGUUCAUCUGACCUUCAUCACCUCUGGAACAAAUCUGUUGUCAGACGAACCAACAACGAGCCAGUGGUCCAUACAAACAAACAAACCUGAACUAAAUCAUCUGCACCAGAGUGCUGUGGACGAGGCCUUACUUAGUCCAAAUGGACACCUGGACUUGUCCCUCCGCUUCCUCCUGGGUCUUUCACUGGAGAACAAUCAGAAGCUCUUAAGAAGUCUACUGACACAAACAGGAAGUGAUUCACAGACCAAUCAGGAAACAGUUGAGUACAUCAAGAAGAAGAUCAGUGAGAAUCUGUCAGCAGAGAGAAGCAUCAAUCUGUUCCACUGUCUGAAUGAACUGAACCAUCGUUCUCUUGUGGAGGAGAUCCAAUGGUUCCUGAGAUCAGGAAGCCUGUCCACAAAGACACUGUCUCCUGCUCAGUGGUCAGCUCUGGUCUUCAUCUUACUGUCAUCAGGAAAAGAUCUGGAAGAGUUUGACCUGAAGAAAUACUCUGCUUCAGAGGAGGCUCUUCUGAAGCUGCUGCCAGUGGUCAAAGCCUCCAACAAAGCUCUACUGAGUGGCUGUAAACUCACAGAGAGAAGCUGUGAAGCUCUGUCCUCAGUCCUCAGCUCUGUGUCCUCUCGUCUGAGACACGUGGACCUGAGUAACAACGACCUGCAGGAUUCAGGAGUGAAGCUGCUGUGUGAUGGACUGAAGAGUCCUCACUGUUCUCUGGAGACUCUCAGACUAAGUGGCUGUAAACUCUCAGAGCGAAGCUGUGAAGCUCUGUCCUCAGUCCUCAGCUCUGUGUCCUCUCGUCUGAGACACGUGGACCUGAGUAACAACAACCUGCAGGAUCCAGGAGUGAAGCUGCUGUGUGAUGGACUGAAGAGUCCUCACUGUUCUCUGGAGACUCUCAGUCUGUCAGGUUGUCUGGUCUCAGAGGAAGGAUGUUCUUCUCUGACCUCAGCUCUGAACUCCAACCCCUCCCAUCUGAGAGAACUGGACCUGAGCUACAAUCAUCCAGGAGACUCAGGAGAGAAGCUGCUGUCUGCUGGACUGAAGAGUCCUCACUGGAGACUGGACACUCUCAGGUAUUGUACUCCUCCUCCUCCUCCUCUUCCUCUUCCUUCUCCUCAUCUUCCUCUUCAUGAUCAGCAGCAGUAUUAAAACUUGUCAGCAGGUUUAGGUUGAAGAUGUCCUGUUAUGUUUUCCUCUGUCAGUGAGUAUAACCAAACAUUAGUGACACUUUUUAAACACCUGUUGUUCUUCUUCUUCUGGCUCCUCCCUUUAGGGGGCGCCACAGCAGAUCAUCUGCCUGAUAGAUAUUGUUCUUGUUUGACAAUAAACUAGAAAACUAGAAACAAACACUAGACUCUGGUGAGAACGAGUGAAUGUCACGUAGUUCAGCCUGAGAAACGACCAGAACCAUGAACUGGACCGAUCAUCUGCACAGAGUAGCAGUAUCAUGUGAGAAGUCCUGGUACUGGGUACAGAACAGUCCUGGUCCACUUCAAACAGCCUCCUGAAACUGUGGUCUCUGGUUCUGCAGACACCGUCUUCUCUUUGAAACACACCAGUCCUUGUAGUUCAUCAUUGUGUCCACCAGAGUGCGUCAUUAAGACAACAGUUUGGACUCAUGUUGGACAGAAACUCAUUCAGACUGUUUCUUCCUCCAGGAUGGACCAUGCUGGAGAGCAGAGGUU
Solea solea (common sole) is the source of this 2930-nucleotide messenger RNA. RefSeq names its product NLR family CARD domain-containing protein 3-like. The record is from RefSeq and is a predicted model, not a curated record. Lineage: Eukaryota; Metazoa; Chordata; Actinopteri; Pleuronectiformes; Soleidae. Bases 1 to 2394 code for a protein of 797 amino acids. Gene Ontology annotation, molecular function: protein binding. The transcript is spliced from 5 exons.